Acanthamoeba castellanii str. Neff is the source of this 3036-nucleotide messenger RNA. RefSeq lists its product as uncharacterized. The record is from RefSeq and is a predicted model, not a curated record. The transcript is spliced from 8 exons. The coding region runs from base 1 to 3036 and encodes 1011 amino acids. Gene Ontology annotation, molecular function: RNA polymerase II cis-regulatory region sequence-specific DNA binding; DNA-binding transcription factor activity, RNA polymerase II-specific. Gene Ontology annotation, biological process: regulation of transcription by RNA polymerase II. Lineage: Eukaryota; Discosea; Longamoebia; Acanthamoebidae.
AUGGCGGCGGCAGCAAGCAACCCCGAACAAAGCGGAGGGCACAACAUCUUCAUGCGAGGCCGCGAAGAUGCCCAUCCGCUGGUGCUCGAAUGGUUGCGGAGCGCGUUCGAGGAAAGGGAGGGCACGCGGCUGCCCAAGCAGGAGGUCUACGACGCCUACGAGCGGUUCUGCCAGCGCAACGGGUUCGAGAGGACCAACACGGCCGCCCUCGGCCGUCUCAUCAAGAAGGCGUUUCCGACGUCGCGCGGGCGACGGUGGGUGGAGCACGGCAUCAACGUCAUGUACUACGUCAACAUCGCGCCCCGCUCCUCCAUGGCCACCUCCGCCUCCCCAUCGCAGCCUUUGCCCGCAGCCUCCGCAGCCUCCGCAGCCUCCGCAUGGGGCAGCAGCCCCGCCUUGUCGGCAUCGCCGCCCAAAUCGUCGCCCAUGCCCGCACCCUCAGCCCGUGCUUCCACGGCACCCACCACCACCACCACGACGCCCACCACCAAGAUCACGACACACGGCGCCGAAGAGGGCGGCCUGGAUGGCAACAAGAGGAAGAGGAACGCGUCGUCAUCGCCCUUCUCCUCGCCGCACGCCUUUGCGCACCCCGAGUUCGUGCCGCCGCUGCCGCCGCCGCCGCCCAACCUGUGGGGCCACGACCUGCCACAGAUGAUCGCCCACCACCAACGCCUCGAGCGCCAGGGACCCGCCGCCGCCCACGCCCCUCACGAGCCCGGCGGGGCAUUCGAUCGUGCGAAUCUCCCGGCCCGUCUGUACGCCGGCAGCAGCAGCAGCCACCCGCCACCGGCCCCGCGGCCUACGAGCCUGGUGGCGCCACUGCCCACCACCACCACCACCACCACCAGCAGCAGCAGCAGCACCGCCGCCAUGAUGAUGAUGCCAUCGUCGUGCCAUCGCAUCCUGCCCGCCCCGUACCAUGCGCAGCAGCAGCAGCUCACACUCAACCUACACCACCCGCCGCCCCCCAUGCACUCCGUCGUCACCUACGGCCCCAGCCACCAUGCCCACCACCACCACCACCACCAUCAGCAGCAGCAGCACCCCUACGGCCACCACCACCACCACGAGUACCACCACGAGUACCACCACGAGUACCAGCAGCAGCAGCAGCAGCAGCAGCAGCAGCAUCGGCACCAGUCCCCAUGGUUCUCCUCAUCGCCCGACAGCGACAGCGACGGCAUCAGCCCGCGGGCUGGCCCGCAUGCGGGGUCCCAGGUGUCGACGGCGCCCACCGGCGAAUGGUACGUGCAGACUGCGCAGACGCAUGGGCGCCCGUCGGGGCAGCAGGCCGGCCGCCGCCGGGCGGAGCCGGGGCUGUGGACCGCGGGUGCCCAUCUGCAGUUCAUCAACGAGCAGCUCCACUACACGCGCCUCUACCGCUUCCACUACUGGAGCGUGUCGCCCCUCAACCCGGCGUGCCUUAAGGUCGACGCCAUCACCUACCUCCUCACCACCGAGGAGGGCGCCCGGGAGCGCAGCUCGCUCUCCACCUCCGUCUACUACGCCCUCCACGUCGGGGCGCUGCUCUGUGGUGAUUUCCAGCGGGCGCGAGAGUACAUGCUCAUCAGCCGUGAGCACCUGGGCUACGUGUUUGACGAGCAGGACUACGACGUCGCCUGCAUCCUCCGCCAUUUCGCCAUGAUAUCGCGCUUCUUUGCCGAGACGGAGGAGGAGGGCCAGCGAAUGGAGAUCUACUACCUCACCAUGAGCAAGGAGAUCUGCGAGACCAUCGGCGCCGUCAACGACGAGAACUACCUCAUCGCCAUCAAGCUCCUCGCCGCCUACCACGGGACGCCCAACGAGGAGACGUUGCGGGAGCGGAUGGCGGCCAUCAUGCAGCAGCCCCCCUACAGGAAGCAGUGGAAGGAGGGCCGCUACUUCCUCUCGCAGUACCGGUACGGCAACAUGAACAAGAUGUACCACAAGCAGUACCUCGAGACCCUCCAGGCCAUCUGCUUUCUCCUCGCCGCCGCCCGCCAGGGGGGAGUGCCGGAGGAGCUCAAGCUCAAGCUCAUGGCGCAGCUGUUCGCGCUGGCAAAGCUGGAGCGCACGCUGCUCAAGUACCAGCGGCUGCACGCGGCCGCGUCGCCGUCGAUGACGACCAAGGUGAUCCUGUCCUACGUGCUCCUCCUGCGCUUCCUCAUCUUCGAGAGCCUCGGCCUGGCGCCGUCGGCGCAGAAGAGCGCACGCGAGUUCGUGGCCUACCUGGCCCACAUGGGCGCCACCGGGGUGGCCAUCGUCAUGUGCGAGCUGGGCAACAUCCGCCCGCUGCCCGACAUCGCCGCCACGCUCGUGCGGCGUCUGCUGGGCCACGCCGACUACGACUCGCUCCACCUGCUCCUCCACCUGCUCCACCCGCUGCGCCACCACAUCCUCUGGGUGCGCCUCCAGUACACCCUCAUCCUACGCACCCUCGACCACCACUUCCGGCGGCGGCUCACCGACCACACCGCCUUGGCCUCGCCCACCACCCCUUCACCGGACCUUUCUUCGCCGGAGACCCCACCCACGCCCGCGUCGUACGUGGCCUCGUCGCCCGCCGCCUUCACCUCGGCCUCCACCUCGGCCUCGUCCUCGGUACUGGCCACGCCGUCGCCGCUCUCAUCCACGCAUUCGAACUCGCCUUCGCGCGACUUCUGGCCGUCAUCGCCACCCACACACCCGGCCGAGGACCACCACUACCGCUGCCGCUACUACCAGCACCAGCAGGGCCUCGCGGCGGCGGCGGCAGCUGGUGGUGGUGGUGGUGGUGGUGGUGAGGCGUUAUCACAGGCAGAGGCGGACCACCAUAUGGCGGUGGCGGUGAUGGUGGACCUGCGCCACCAGGCGGCGGCGGAGUCGUCGUCUCUGCCUGCCGAACUGCUCCGGGCCUACCUCGGGCCGGCCGACUACCCGCGCCUCUACACCGAUCGUGCGCACGAGCCCCCGCUCGAGGCCACCUACUUCGACGAGGCGGCCCAAGAUCGAAACGCCCAGGCCCUGCCGCACAGCCUCGACUCCUUCGUCGACAGCUUCCUCAACCUGCCCUAA